Suillus clintonianus is the source of this 724-nucleotide messenger RNA. RefSeq lists its product as uncharacterized. The record is from RefSeq and is a predicted model, not a curated record. NCBI's taxonomy places the organism in Eukaryota, Fungi, Basidiomycota, Agaricomycetes, Boletales, Suillaceae. The transcript has a single exon. Bases 106 to 612 code for a protein of 168 amino acids.
CGUCUAACAACGUAGGUCAAAGCACUAAAUCCGUAAACAGAGCUAAAUACUUCGACAGUGGCAAGGUGUCUAACGCGGCUGGUACUACACCUACAGAUCGCUGACAUGAUUUCCAGGGCGGUGAAGAUGUAUUUGCUUCGUCGAAUAGUACAUAUCCACCAAAGCGAUCCCUCUCUGUCGGUUCCGCUCAAAACAUCGUCUCUGGAACCCUACGCAAACGAUAUAGUAGAUCGGACCCCGAGUUGCAUGAGCCAAAAAUCGAAGACCCGUGUACAGCGUCCAACCCUGUGCGUUUUAUUGUUUCUUUUUAGGUUCUUUAUCAUUUUGACGCAGAGACGCUAUCACGCGACAAAGAACAAGCUCUUUGACCUGAACAACUCCUCUACCCCAAGGUCUAGUACAACAACCCUGAGCAACCUAUCAUUACAACAACUGCCCGAGCCUGCCACUGCUACGACAUCCGGGAUGCCCGCGGUCGCUGGUACUGCGGUAGCGGAUGGAAUGAACUCGCAUCCCAACACCACUAGGCAGGUUGGAUGGUGGACUAGUUUCGUAUUCCGGGUUUGUUGCGUGCCCAUUCAUUGUCGACAAUACAUAGAUGGUCACCAUUAGGGAAGUAAGUUUUCGUCUUCCGUGCUUAAUCAACAUUUUUCUUGUCUCGUCUACUUUCACUGCUGUCGUCGUGUAUAUAGUAUCUCUGAUUGGUUCCCGGUAUGUAGUGAUC